CCGGCCGCGGGCGCGAUGGCGGGAUCCGUACUGAGAGGCGCGGAGAGGCAGCUCAGCCAGCUCAGCGGCUCUGGAGUCCCCAUCCUCCUACGGCAGAUGUUUGAGCCCAAGAGCUGCACCUACUCGUACCUCCUGGGUGACAGAGAGUCCCGUGAGGCCAUUCUGAUCGACCCGGUUCUGGAGACAGCGCCUCGGGAUGCCCAGCUGGUCAAGGAACUGGGGCUGCGACUGCUGUAUGCUGUGAAUACCCACUGCCACGCGGACCAUAUUACGGGCUCAGGGCUGCUCCGGUCCCUACUCCCCGGCUGCCAGUCUGUCAUCUCCCGCCUUAGUGGAGCCCAGGCUGACUUGCACAUUGAGGAUGGAGACUCCAUCCACUUCGGGCGCUUCGCCUUGGAGACCCGGGCGAGCCCCGGCCACACCCCGGGCUGUGUCACCUUUGUUCUGAAUGACCACAGCAUGGCCUUCACUGGAGAUGCCCUGCUCAUCCGAGGGUGUGGGCGGACGGACUUCCAGCAAGGCUGUGCUAAGACCUUGUACCACUCAGUCCACGAAAAGAUCUUCACGCUUCCAGGAGACUGCCUGAUCUACCCUGCUCAUGAUUACCGCGACUUUGCUGUUCCAGCUAACAUGCGCUGUGGGAUCCAGACUCCCCCUUCCUGACCCGGCUUUGUCAGGUGCUCAUUUCUGUUAAGAAUGCACUAGGUGGGGUACAUUGAAAGGUGCCAUUGCCAGGCCUCUCUUCUUCCCCUCCCUCACCAGCCCCUGAGCUUCUUAAA
Zalophus californianus (California sea lion) is the source of this 779-nucleotide messenger RNA. RefSeq names its product persulfide dioxygenase ETHE1, mitochondrial-like. The transcript has a single exon. Gene Ontology annotation, biological process: glutathione metabolic process; hydrogen sulfide metabolic process. NCBI's taxonomy places the organism in Eukaryota, Metazoa, Chordata, Mammalia, Carnivora, Otariidae. Bases 16 to 663 code for a protein of 215 amino acids. The record is from RefSeq and is a predicted model, not a curated record. Gene Ontology annotation, molecular function: sulfur dioxygenase activity.